Molecule: messenger RNA, 621 nt
Organism: Solanum verrucosum
Lineage: Eukaryota; Viridiplantae; Streptophyta; Magnoliopsida; Solanales; Solanaceae
Product: Werner Syndrome-like exonuclease
Exons: 1
Coding region: 1-621 (206 amino acids)
Biological process (GO): nucleobase-containing compound metabolic process
Cellular component (GO): nucleus; cytoplasm
Molecular function (GO): 3'-5' exonuclease activity; nucleic acid binding
Source: RefSeq, a predicted model, not a curated record
AUGUAUUCAUCAUAUAGUAGCACUAGCUCUGACACCACUACAAAGUACCACAUAAAUUUUGGUGGUCAAACAAUUGAAACAACUGUGACAAACAAAGCUGUUGUUGCCAAUGAAUGGGCUACUUCAAUGCUCUCCAAAUAUUCUGGAAAACAAACAGUUGUUGGCUUAGACAAUGAAUGGAAGCCCAAUUUUAGUCCAUACACUAAUAACAAAUCAGCCACUCUCCAACUCUGUAUUGACAACACGUGUCUUAUAGUCCAAUUGUUUUAUUUGGACGAAAUCCCACAAACACUCAAGAAAUUUUUGGCUAAUCCAAAUUUCACUUUUGUUGGAGUUGAAGUUGGUGAAGACAUCCUUAAACUGAAAAAUGAUUAUGGUUUGGUUUGUACUAGUAAGGCUGAUAUUCGUGAUGUUGCUAAGAAUAAAUGGCCUGGUAGGUAUUCACGUCCAGGAUUGAAGGAACUUGCUUAUGAUAUAUGUAGUCUUAAUAUGCCUAAACCAAAACAUGUUAGCAUGAGCAAUUGGGAAGCAAGGGAACUUAGUGUUAGCCAAGUUGAAUAUGCUUGCAUUGAUGCUUAUGCUUCCUACAAGAUUGGCCACAACCUACUUAUGGAUAAUUGA